GGUUGAUGCACAUGGUGGAAUUAAAAUGUGUGAACCUUAAGCAUUAGCAAUAGGAAUAUAAAUAAAUUAUAUUUUAUCCAGAAUAUAUGAUUGAAGAAACAUUAUGUUUAUCCUUUAAUUUCAUAUAACGCAAAACUAUGUCAUUAAAAGAAAUAAGAAUAAGUUGCAUAACAAAUAUGACAAAUGAAAUAUUUAUACCUAUAUAGUUUUUAAAGAGUAAACAAAUCAGAUAAAAAUAUGGAGAAAGAUGUUAAUACAAAUAACCCAGCGGCUGUUGAAGACGUUGAAAAAACGCGAUUACCCAUGAAACAUCCCAAAGCAACAAUAACAUCAACAGUUCCAAUCGUUAUAAAAAUAGAACCCCCAAAAGACGUGGGAAAACAAAAGAAUGAUAACAACAGACAUGAAGAUAAUGACACAAAGAAUACUUUAAAAUCAAGAUUUUGUCAGCUCCUUCCGGUUCUUCUCUUUCUCGUUACGUUCGCAACGGUGCUUAGUUUACUCAUUAUUUAUAUGGAUCCAUCAACUGAGUAUCGUCAUCAACAGUUUCGACAGAACUUGACUCAUGAUUAUGAUAUGGUGAACACACCGCAAGACAACAAAGAGCUAGUUUGGUUUGUAAAGGAAGUUCUAAUGAAGAAAUAUCCGAUGCCGAAUCUUCAAAAGCUACCAAUGGAUGAGUUUAAUUACAACACAAGUAAUGAAGCAGCUCCUUCUAUGGCGAAAAUGAUUGGAGAAGAUUUGUUUGAUAGUAAGAAAUCUGGAUUCUAUUUUCAAUCUUUAACUGGAUCAAAUGCACCAAUGAUGCCUGCACCAUGGCUUACACAGUCUCUUAACUGGGGAGGAUGUGUUGUUGAACCAGAUCCUCGAAAAUAUUUUAGUUACCGCAAGCUAUAUGCUCAACGCGACACAAUAAAAAUUGUUCAUGCUUCAUUGUCACCACAGAAAUAUCCCAAAGAAGUAACAUUACAUUAUGAAGAAGAUGAAAGUGAAGUCAAAGUUGAGACAAUGGCUGAUGAACCAGAAAGAAUUAAAUGCUUUCCUCUCUACACCAUUUUGUUGGCACUCAACCGUACCCAUGUCGACUUGUUAAGCUUAGGUUGCCAAGGACAAGAAUUGGAAAUUUUACAGACAAUUCCAUGGGAUCAUAUAACAGUUGACGUAAUCAGCAUUCAUCUGAUACAUUUUUCACACAAAAUUGAUUAUCCUCUUUACACAAGUGAACUCAUAAAAUAUCUUGAGGAUAUGUCAUAUCAACUUGUGUGGAAUCAUGAGAAGAAUUUUGUGUUUAAGAAAAUAAUUUCAAGUAAACAAGUAUAGGACAUUUCUCUUAAUUUUCUUUAUAGAUUAUGGAAUAUGAAUUGCUCCUUCUAAUUUAUACCAAAUAUUUAAUUUAUAUGAAUAAUUUUAAUUAGUUCUAUUGCACACCCACACAAAUCUAGACAUACAAAAUGAGUCUCGAACUACUUUAACAAUAUCAGUUGAAGGUGAAAAAUUCAUCUUAGAUAUUAUUUAGAAAAGAAUUUUAAUCAUUUUUGGAGAACUUAACCUUGAGACUCUUAAUUAAAUUUUAUACAUUCAAUAUACCUACAUAAGUUUUUCACUUUGUCACGUAAACAGAUAUUUAAUUUAUUACAACUUUUACUUUCACUGUCUACAGAUUCUAUACACAUAAUUGACUGAUUGAAUUCAAUCAAAGAAAAUUGGAGAAUUGAUAGCAAUAAGUUCUUUUUAGAAAUCCAAAGUUUAUUUUAUUUUUCUUAUGUUAAAUUUUCAUUGAAAUGAAAACAGAAAGAAAGUAAGUACGUAUGUGUAGAUGAAGAACAAAAGUAAAACAUUAAAUUAAAGAGAUUUGGGAAGGAAAUAAGUCAAUGACAAUUAAAAUGUUUAAGUAUUUUUUUAUGUUUUUAGGGCUGGGAAUGCCAAGAACUGAAUAGUUUUCCUCUUUACAGAGUAAAAUUAAUUAAUAGUUGAAAAAAAUGAGAUUUUUCGUCUGAAAAUAUUUUUUUUAUUGACAAAAUAUAAAUUAUUCAUGCACAUUAUGUUACAUUUAGUGCCGAAGAUAUUAUUCUUCAAUUAAAGAUAAAAAUUUCUUCAAAUUUACUCCUGACAAAACGAAAAAUUUGUACAACUUCACUGCAAGCUCUCUAUCCUCACUCAAACACUCCAAAUUAUUAAAUAUUUUAAAUAUUUUAAAAAUUAAAAUCAAACAUUUAAAAGGAAAUUUAAAUAUUGCAACAUUCCUCUCUUUAUAUUUUUAUAACUUUAAUAAUGGCAGAGAGGGAGAAGAAAUUUUGAUUUGCAUUUCAUUAAACAGGAAAUGAAGAGCUUAAGAAUCUCAUUAUGGAGGUUUUCUAACUUCUAACUUUCGCAAUAAUAAAGGAAUGGAAAACGAUGUUAAAAAUCUAAAGAGAAACUGUAAGCAAAAACUCUAGAAAUGUGCACCAAAUAAACAAAACCAAUAGAAGAAAAUGAUGAAAAACAAUCGGUCAGGGAAAUGAGGACGAAUAAAGGAAUUUUUAAGAAAAUAAAAUAAAAUUACAUAAAAUCAAAAUGUAUCAAAUUUUCUUCUUACUUAUUACAGUUGAGUGCAUCA
This is a messenger RNA of Clunio marinus, 2596 nucleotides long. The record is from the annotation of a GenBank genome assembly. NCBI's taxonomy places the organism in Eukaryota, Metazoa, Arthropoda, Insecta, Diptera, Chironomidae.